This is a messenger RNA of Triticum urartu, 750 nucleotides long. Lineage: Eukaryota; Viridiplantae; Streptophyta; Magnoliopsida; Poales; Poaceae. The record is from RefSeq and is a predicted model, not a curated record.
CGUCCGAAGAAGGUGAAGUACGAUGAUUGGGACGACAAAGGCGACCUACUACGGCUACCCACUUGGGCUUACAAGUGGGAUGUGAUAAAUGAGACGACAGAUGAUCCCUCGGUCAUGUACAAGUUGUACCAGAGUGAGCUUGACGCGAUCACGCCUGAGCAGGUGAUAUGGGAGCCGUAUGGAACAGGAGAUAGUUUUGGUAACCCUUUAGAGUUCAGGCUGAAUCCGAUGUGCACUAGGGAUAGGGAUCUCUGGCGUAUGCGGUGCCCACUCAUAUGCAACUGGGCGGUUGAGCUUCACCUCCCACAUCGAGUGCGCCGUCAGUUUGGUUUGUUCCAGGCACAUCCGCCGGAGUGGGAGGACACAGACAAGUUGCUACACGCGUUGGAUAGGAAAAGGCAGCGGAAGAUUAAGGAUUGGGCCAAGCAUCACAGAAAGUAUGUCGUACAGUUUGCGCUUAGUGUGGAGCAAGCUAGGGCUGGAAAAGGAGUCCAGCUUCGUGAGCACUGCCCUGUAGCGUUCAACAACUAUCUCACAUGGUUUCUUGCAAGUACCCGUGUGGAGGUAUGCAAGCCGGCGUAUGCUGAGGAGAUUUUGGAAGAACCCACUGUUUUUGAUGAGGUAGCCCAACACCAGUACAACGCAUUAGUCAGGAAAGGCAACUCAGUGAUCCCUUCAGCUCCAAAUGAACUUUGUGGUAUUUGCCCUCUUUGCUUUUCAUUCACACUAUUCACAUCUUCGCUUGCCUAA